Messenger RNA from Zeugodacus cucurbitae (melon fly), 3052 nucleotides. It is a transcript of the gene Ctf4, whose product is annotated as WD repeat and HMG-box DNA-binding protein 1. Gene Ontology annotation, cellular component: nuclear replication fork. Lineage: Eukaryota; Metazoa; Arthropoda; Insecta; Diptera; Tephritidae. Bases 153 to 2936 code for a protein of 927 amino acids. Gene Ontology annotation, molecular function: chromatin binding; protein binding. The record is from RefSeq and is a predicted model, not a curated record. Gene Ontology annotation, biological process: DNA repair; DNA-templated DNA replication; mitotic cell cycle. The transcript has a single exon.
CAGCGAUCAACAACUCUGUUUCUGUUUCUCUUUUAUUAACAUUCUAUUUUGUUUGGUUGUUUGGAUCAACAUUAUUUUGGCGCCAAACAUAACAUUGUACAAUUAUAAUUUUUGCACUAGGAGGAGGUUUCCAUAUACAUUUUAUUUAAAUAAUGGCCUAUGAACGCAGCUCAUUGCGCUAUGCGCAUACCAAUGGCUUCACCAGUCUCACAUUUACGGAGGAUGACGAAUCCAUCAUUACAUGUGGCUCUGACGGCGAUAUACGCGUGUGGCGAGGCAUCGACGAUGAUGAUCCCAGCUCCACUUGCCUAGGUGAGUUUGUCAUGUGUAUCGCUCAUAGUGGCAAACGCCUAUUGGCUUCCACUGAUCGCAACACUGUGCAGGCCUACACAUAUCCAGAGCUGGACAGUGACGGCACAUUAAUGCGUUUUACUGCGCCAGUGACAUGCCUUCGUGUGCACGAUAAAUACAUUGCUGCUGGUUCAGAUGAUACAAAUAUAAAGGUGUUGAAAAGUGAUGACAGCAAAAGUGAAUUGCAUUUACAAGGACAUAGUGGGCCAUUGCUCGGUCUAGAUAUUUGCAAUAAAGGUGAAUUGCUAGCUUCCAUAUCGGGUGAUGGUCAUUUGAAAAUAUGGAAUCUAGAUCAGAGUGGCGCAGAAGUGAAAAGUAUUGCGGGUUUACCUAAAACUAAUAGUUUUGAGAAUGCAGAGCAUUUUGGCACACCCUGCUUUGAGCCGCAAAGCAGCAAGUCAUUGGCAUAUGUGCAUGGUAAAGAGGUAAUAGUGUUGAACACAGAUACCUGGGAAGUGAAAUUUACGUUGUCCGAUGAACGAAACAAAGGCGAAUAUACGUGUUGCCGCUUCUCAAAAGAUGGACAAUUUCUCGCCGCGGGAACAACAAAAGGCGAAAUAAGUGUUUUUGAUUUUUUGCGAAAGCAGCCGCUGAAAACAGAAGCACCGUCAAGCGAAUGUCAAUCCAUAACCAGUAUAAGUUGGAAUGCUGCAGGCACCGAAUUAGCCUAUUGUGAUGUCACUGGUCAGUUAGGUACGCUCUUUCGUACAAAAGCUGGAAAUGGUGCAGUGUUCGCUGAUGGCGAAGCGGAAGAAGUUGACUUCGGUGAUAUUGAAUUCAAUAAUGAUGAUAAUGAUGAUUUGGCUAGUGGACUUGGUGCAAAUGAUGAAAACGGUGGCGAUGAUGAUGAUGAUGGCAUCUCAAUUGAGCGUCUCAAGAAUCAAGUGAUGCGUAAGACUGGUGGGUUUGCGGAAGAAACAGAUGACAAUACGCGCGAUUCAUUGCCUAAAUCAAUACAUAGCGAUAUCGAGCCACAACCGCUAGUUAAAACAUUUAAACAACAACCUGCUUUUCAACCCGGUGCAACACCAACUCAUCUGGAGCAUCGUUAUCUGGUAUGGAAUGAUGUUGGCAUUGUAACGGCACAUACAGAGGGUGCUGACGGUUCACUGGAUGUGGAAUUUCACGAUGCCAGUGUACAUCACUCACUACACAUACCGAACUAUAGCAACCAUAACAUGGCCAGUUUGAGCACAAGCGUAUUGGCUUUGUCUGCGGAAAAUGCAACCAAAUUAGUAUGCAUUGCGCUAGCUGCAUCCGGUAAUAAGGAAUGGUCUGUCACAUUUCCAGAUUGUGAAAGCACCGAGGCUUUAGUUGCAACCAAUAAAUUGGUGGGCGUUGUCACAAGCAUGCAAUUUUUGCGUUUAUUCACCGUAAUGGGCACACAGCGUGAAAUAAUCUCUAUACCAGGGCCGGUGUUGGCAUUGGCGGGUCAUGAGGAUCGCAUAAUGGUUGUUUAUCACAGUGCGCCACCCGGUACGCUUCAGCAACAUUUAUCCGCAAUGCUAAUACAAACAUCCGGCAUGCAGUUGCGUACGCAACACCUUGCUUUACCCUUAACGCCCGAACGUCGGCUGACAUGGCUUGGUUUUUCCGAUUGUGGUUCACCUGUAUUUGCUGAUUCAAUGGGUUUAUUGCAGCUUUAUAGUCUUAAGAGCCAGUGUUGGUAUCCCAUCUGUGAUACCUUAAAACAAAGUCAAAGCGUUUCAAACAAUUACUUUAUUAUUGCUGUAUCCGAACGUAGUCAAAUUAUACAAGCCGUAUUGUGUCGUGGCAGCUCAUAUCCAAUGACUAAUCCGCGUCCGAUGACACAGGAGUUGACACUGCAAUUACCUGUUUGUGACAUUGAAGUGGAGAAGUCUGAGUUGGAAGAUGCUUUGGUGCGUGCUUCCAUUAUGAAUAUGGAGCAUGCCGAUAAGACGAUCAAAGAAACAGCAAUCAAACUUUUCGCUCUCGCCUGCCGCAGUGAAGUGGAAAUGCGCGCUAAAGAGCUCAUAGAAACUAUUGCUUGUCCAGAACUCUUGCUCUUAGCAGUGAAAUACGCUACAAAGUUGGGACGUAUACAUCUUUCAGAUCGUUUGUCGGAGCUGAUGCCACAACUUGAGGAACAAAAUCAACGUGAACGUCAGGAGUUACAAGAAUUUGAGCAGUACAACAACGUGACACUAUCGCCGGUAAUGCGUGUACAAAGUCCCAGCUUUAAUAACAGUUCGUCGUUUGGCAAUCGAAUUGCACCAAAAGCAAUGGAAUUAACACAUGCACGACGUGCAUCACUUAAACGUUUUGCUAUGUCCAAUUCGCCAAUUACUUUUGGCAAAAAAUCCGCACUAUUAAAUGCUACAGAACGCAAUACGACUCCAACACCGACACCAACAAACACAGAGACAAUUGAAUCGCAAGAAAAUAUUCCAGACAAAAGUGCUGAGAAGUUAGACACUAACAAUGAUGAAAUAAAGGAAGUUACGCGUACCCCGCUUAAUGCAGUAAAUCCUUUCGCCGCCAAACGCAAACAUUCGGAAAUUGAUUCCGCCAAUAAAGGUGGUGUUUUAAUCAAUGGUGGUAAGCUGAAGAUAACAAAAAAAUAGUAUGUUGAAUGAUUGGCAUAAUUUGGGAAGAAUUAAUUUUUAUCUAUGUGUUUAAGUGUAGUAUUGUAUUUUCUAUGUGUUUAAAUAUAUUGACUCUAUAUUCAUACUCAGUUAAA